This is a messenger RNA of Argentina anserina (silverweed cinquefoil), 519 nucleotides long. Its product is annotated as protein PSY3-like. Bases 1 to 246 code for a protein of 81 amino acids. The transcript has 2 exons. Lineage: Eukaryota; Viridiplantae; Streptophyta; Magnoliopsida; Rosales; Rosaceae. The record is from RefSeq and is a predicted model, not a curated record.
AUGGGAUUUGGAGGUAUUCGGCUGUGCUUGUCUCUCUUGCUGGCUUUUGCUGUAAUCUCUUCUGCUUCCACGAACACCAUUGAUUCAUUUUCAGUUUCAGAAAAUGAUGAGAUGGUGAUGACGAUGGGGGCGAGGUCCCUGAAGGUGAGAAUCAACGACUACGAAGACCCUACUGCGAAUCGGGGGCAUGAUCCACCAUCUGUCUCCAAGGCCAAGCCCCGCAGAGUCCGUAGCCGGAAGGGAUAGCUCAUAUAAACAUAUAUAUGGUGCUUAAUUGUUUGGUUAAUUGUUUUAAUCUCCUGCUUAAUUACAGGCUCUUCCGUUUUUUGCAUUGUAUCUCUAUGUGACUUGUAUUAUACUAGCUAGCUUGAGUAUGAAAUAAUAGCAACUUUGUUCAAUCACUUCACCACCUGAACUAGGGCCGGGUACGUUGCAGGAGCGCGCGCUAUUGGCAAAUUGAGUGUAUGUGCUCACCACACUUGCAAAUUGGUUUUGUUUUACAUUGAGGCCGGUCAAUUA